AUGGCUACUGACUCCUGGGCCCUUGCUGUCGAUAAACAGGAAUAUUCGACUGACUCAGUAAGUUUAAAUGUAUAGGCUAGCAAGUUUAGCUAGCUUGUGGAGAAUGGCACCAAUGUAGAAGGGGAAGAAAAAGAGGACAAAGCGGCCCAGUCAUUGUUGAAUAAGAUGAUCCACACCAGCCUUGUGAACACUACCAAUCAAGUAGAGGUUCUUCAGAGGGAUCCCAACUCUCCUCUUUACUCAGUCAAGACAUUUGAAGAGCUGAGACUGAAAGAUAAGCUGCUAAAGGGAGUGUAUGACAUGGGCUUCAACAGACCCUCUAAGAUCCAGGAGAAUGCCCUGCCCAUGAUGCUGGCAGAGCCACCUCAGAACCUGAUUGCCCAAUCACAGUCCGGCACAGGUAAAACAGCUGCCUUCGUGCUGGCCAUGCUCAGCCAUGUCGACCCAACUAACAAAUGGGCACAGUGUCUUUGCAUUGCCCCAACGUACGAGCUAGCUUUGCAGACUGGUAAAGUCAUUGAGCAGAUGGGGAAAUUCUAUCCUGAGGUCAAAUUGGCAUAUGCCAUUCGUGGCAAUAAAUUGGACAGAGGGGCGAAGCUUCAGGAGCAGAUUGUCAUCGGGACACCUGGCACGGUCUUGGACUGGUGCUCUAAACUGAAGAUCAUCAACCCCAAGAAGAUCAGCGUCUUUGUCCUGGACGAGGCUGAUGUCAUGAUCGCCACACAAGGUCACCAGGACCAGAGCAUCCGGAUCCAAAGAAUGUUGCCAAAGGAAUGUCAGAUGCUGCUGUUCUCUGCCACCUUUGAGGACUCCGUGUGGAAGUUUGCUGAGAGGGUUGUGCCAGACCCCAACGUCAUCAAGCUGAAACGUGAAGAGGAGACUCUGGACACCAUCAAGCAGUAUUACGUGCUUUGCAGCGACAAGGAGGAAAAGUUUACAGCACUCUGUAAUAUCUACGGCGCCAUCACCAUCGCCCAAGCUAUGAUCUUCUGUCACACCCGAAGGACAGCUGGCUGGCUGGCUGCAGAGCUGACCAAGGAGGGCCAUGUGGUGGCGCUGCUGAGUGGGGAGAUGACUGUGGAACAGAGAGCGGCCAUCAUCGAACGCUUCAGGGAGGGCAAAGAGAAAGUCCUGGUGACCACCAACGUAUGCUCCAGAGGCAUUGAUGUUGAGCAAGUUUCUGUGGUGAUAAAUUUUGACCUGCCCAUGGACAAAGACGGAAACGCUGACAACGAGACAUACCUUCACCGGAUUGGUCGCACAGGACGUUUUGGCAAGAGGGGCCUUGCAGUCAAUAUGAUUGACAGCAAACACAGCAUGAACAUUCUCAACCAAAUCGAGGAACAUUUCAAUAAGAAGAUCAAUAAGCUUGACACUGAUGAUCUCGAUGAAAUCGAGAAAAUCAGCAACUAG
This is a messenger RNA of Salvelinus namaycush (lake trout), 1413 nucleotides long. RefSeq names its product ATP-dependent RNA helicase DDX19B-like. The record is from RefSeq and is a predicted model, not a curated record. Gene Ontology annotation, biological process: poly(A)+ mRNA export from nucleus. Gene Ontology annotation, molecular function: RNA helicase activity; RNA binding; ATP binding. Lineage: Eukaryota; Metazoa; Chordata; Actinopteri; Salmoniformes; Salmonidae. Gene Ontology annotation, cellular component: nucleus; cytoplasmic stress granule. The transcript has 11 exons.